This is a messenger RNA of Xiphophorus couchianus (Monterrey platyfish), 591 nucleotides long. RefSeq names its product carcinoembryonic antigen-related cell adhesion molecule 1-like. The coding region runs from base 1 to 591 and encodes 196 amino acids. The transcript has 3 exons. The record is from RefSeq and is a predicted model, not a curated record. NCBI's taxonomy places the organism in Eukaryota, Metazoa, Chordata, Actinopteri, Cyprinodontiformes, Poeciliidae.
AUGCUACCAGACGGUCCUUUGAAUGCAUCUGUUGGUGGGACUGUGAUGCUCAGAACAAACGUGAAUCCAACAGAAGAACCAUUUCUGUCACUAAUCUGGACUUUUGAUGGCGUCACCCCAGUAAUAAACUCACUGUCCGACAGGAAUGUUACUGCUCCUGAGUAUGAAGGCAGGAUCAGUCUCUUCAGAUCCACUGGAUCUCUGAAACUCAGGAAUCUCAAAUUAAGUGACAGUGGAGAGUACAGACUUAACAUUUUAACAGCUGAUGCUUUGCAAAUAAUAGGACGCACCAGAGUGGACAUUUAUGAGCCAGUAUCUAAUGUAGCAGUAACAGCACAAAGUUCAGACUUGGUUGAGUUCAACAGUUCUGUCCGUCUGUCCUGCUCCUCCUCUGGUUCUUCUCUCUCCUUCCUCUGGAUGAACAGCAGCUCUGAGGUUUCAGUCAGUGACAGAGUUCAGAUUUCUGAUGGAGGAUCCAAACUGACUAUAGUCAAUGUAACUCGCUAUGACCAGGGACUGUACAGCUGUCAUGUGUCCAAUCCUGCCAGUUCUGGAGUUAGUAAUCAAGCAAACCUUUUUAUCAGCUGCUAA